AUGGACAUCACCGAUCGAGACAGCGGGAAAAGCGUCACUUUUGAGGUGGCAAAAGAGUUCUUAAUGGUUGAGGAUGGGUCUUCUCCUGAUACGCUGCUGCUGUCGCUGAUCGAUUUGAAGCGUACUGUGUUCGCCAGGGUAGUGGAUGGGCAGCAGCGCUUGCAUUUCGGGCCGCUCGAUGCCAGUAUGAGGAAACAGCG
Molecule: messenger RNA, 200 nt
Organism: Amoebophrya sp. A25
Lineage: Eukaryota; Dinophyceae; Syndiniales; Amoebophryaceae
Source: the annotation of a GenBank genome assembly